AUGUAAGUCUAAUAUUCAACUCUUGGAUUUUCAGGAAUGCAUAAUGUUCAGAGUAGAAGACUACCUCAAGAUGCCUGACGUGAAGGAAAGGGGGAAGUUGGUAAGGAGUAGCUGGAAGAGAAUGCAAGGUCCAGAGAGUAGAUUGCCACCAACCGAUCCAUUGAUUCUAAGUACAAAUAUAUUGUUAAUAACUGGAUGUAUGGCCUACCAGUGUCCAGUGUCUUGUACAGAGCAAGGGGACAGAAACAAAUAUGGGAUCUAAGUGACAGCACAGGCGGGAAACAAGCUGUUGGUUUGGCGCUCAUGACGGAAGCCUUGAACCCCUCUCUUCUUCCCGCUCUGCUGCCCCCUCUCUCCCCAAGCUAGAAACAGGAAAUGGGUCUCGAGUUUGUAAGGAUUGGCUGGGGAGAACAACUGGUUUUGGAGGGAUGAAAAAGCGAAUCUGCUUUGUCUUUGCUUCAUGCUUGGUGGGAGUAAAGAAACAGGACAAGAAACACUGGGACGAGGGUUUCGUAGGAUGUGUGGGAACAGGUGUGGCAGCACCAAGCACUCCAGGGCCACAUGAAUCACAUUUAGUAAUUCAGCCAGCAGGCACUACAUAUCCAUAAGCAUGUCGGAGACAGUCUUAUAAUCCUACCGCUCCCUUCUGCAACCUUCCCACAACCCCCAAACCUCACUGCCUACAGUUCCACAGUGGGAACUGUAGAAUUUCUACAGAGGAAUGUACUCCUUUCUUAACACUCCACCCACAGCUCCUAGCCCCAGGCCGAAGCUGGUCCACGGCUCGUGGUCAUUCAAUAAACUGUUAAGUACAUGCUAUGUGUAAGGGAGUUGAGAGGACGUUACUUUCCUAGAAGGGGAGAAAUGCAAAUCCCCGGAAACAGUUCAAAGGACGCGUGCGUAAAAACCAUGCAACCACAGUCAUUAGGUUACCGCCAAUUGAGGCGCUGUCCUGGUCAAGCCUGGGCGCAGCUCAGCCUCUCAGAGCAAGCGCACUGCACCCGACGCCCCACCCACUCGCCUCGCACCUCCCCCGACGGAAGCGGAAACGGUGUGCGCGCCUGUGCGGUCCGGCUCUCGGGCUCCGGAAGGUUCGCUGCUUCACUUUCCUCCUCGGGCUCCUGUCACCAUGGUGUUGGCGGUCUUGCGGGUCCUGGAGCCUUUCCCAAAUGAGACAGCCCCGUUGGCGGUGCUGCUGCCGCCUGGGGGCCCAUGGCCUGCGGCGGGGCAUGGCCUGGUGCUGGCCCUGCGGCCUGCAGCGGAGAGCCCGGCCGGGCCGGCGUUGCUAGUGGCGGCCCUGGAGGGAACGGGCGCAGGGACCGAAGAGCAGGGUCCCGGGCCUCCGCAGCUGCUGGUUAGCCGUGCACUGUUGCGGCUUCUGGCCCUGGGCUCCGGCGCGUGGGUGCGGGCGCGGCCUGUGCGGCGGCCCCCGGCGCUGGGCUGGGCGUUGCUUGGCACCUCGCCUGGGCCCGGGCUCGGACCGCGAAUCGGGCCGCUGCUAGUGAGGCGCGGAGAGGUCCUACCAGUGCCCGGACCACGGGUGCUGGAGACGCGGCCGGCGUUGCAAGGACUGCUGGGCCCAGGGACGCGGCUAGCUGUGACUGAGCUCCGUGGGCGGUCCAAACUGGGCCCGGAGACUGGGGACAGCAGCCAGUCCACACCCCCGCCCUUGGUGUCCUUUUUCGCGGUUUCCGGUACAGUCCGGAGACUCCGGGGAGUUCUGGGAGGAACUGGAGAUUCGCUGGGGGUGAGCCGGAGUUGUCUCCGUAGCCUCGGCCUCUUCCAGGGCGAAUGGGUGUGGGUGACCCGGGCCGGAGAGUCAGCGAACACUUCCCAGCCACAUCUGGCCACGGUGCAGGUCCUAGAGCCUCGCUGGGACCUCUCUGAAAGGCUGGGACCCAGCUCCGGGCAGCUGGGAGAGCCCCUCGCUGAUGGACUGGCCCUCGUGCCUGCCACUCUGGCUUUCAAUCUCGGCUGUGAUCUUCUAGAAGUGGGAGAACUCACAAUUCAGAGAUACUUGGAAGGCUCCAGCACCCCUGAAGACAAAAGAAGCUGCUCAGUGCUGCCUGGGCCUCCGUUUGCCAAAGAGCUACACAUCGAAAUUGUGUCUUCUCCCCACUACAGCAUUAAUGGGAAUUAUGACCAUGCUCUUUACCGGCACUUUCAGACACCCAGGGCAGUCCAGGAAGGGGAUGUUCUGUGUGUGCCAACAGUUGGGCAAGUAGAGAUCCUGGAAGGAAGCCCAGAGAAACUGCCCAGGUGGCAGGAGAUGUUCUUUAAAGUGAAGAAAACAGUUGGGGAAGCUCCAGGUGGGCCAGCCAGCGCCUACCUGGCCGAUACCACCCAUACCUCCUUGUAUUUGGUGGGUUCUACACUGAGCCCUGUUCCAAGGGUCCCUUCAGGAGAAUCUAGUCUCUGGAGCAGCUUAUCUCCUCCAGGCCUGGAGGCCUUGGUGACUGAACUGUGUGCUGUCCUGAAACCUCGCCUCCAGCCAGGGGGUGCCCUGCUGACAGGAACUGGCAGUGUCCUCCUGCGAGGCCCCCCGGGCAGUGGGAAGACCACAGCAGUUGCUGCUGCCUGCAGCCGUCUCGGGCUCCACUUACUCAAGGUGCCCUGCUCCAGCCUCUGUGCAGACAGCAGUGGGGCUGUGGAGGCAAAACUGCAGGCCACCUUCUCCCGGGCCCGGCACUGCCGGCCCGUGGUUCUGUUGCUGACAGCCUUAGACCUUCUGGGCCGGGACCGUGAUGGGCUAGGUGAGGACGCCCGUGUGGUGGCCACACUGCGUCGCCUCCUCCUCGACGAGGACCCCCUCACCAGCUGCCCUCCACUAAUGGUUGUGGCCACCACCAGCCGGGCCCAGGACCUGCCUGCCAACGUGCAGACAGCGUUUCCUCAUGAGCUGGAGGUGCCCGUGCUGUCCGAGGGGCAGCGGCUCAGCAUCCUGCAGGCCCUCACUGCCCGCCUGCCCCUGGGCCAAGAGGUGAACCUGGCACAGCUGGCUCGGCAGUGUGCAGGCUUCGUGGUGGGAGAUCUCUGUGCCCUUUUGACCCACAGCAGCAGGGCAGCCUGCACCAGGAUCAGGAACUCUGGUUUGGCAGGUGGCUUGAGUGAGGAGGAUGAGGAGGAGCUGGUUGCUGCUGGCUGUCCUCUCCUGGCUGAGGACUUCACACAGGCCCUGGAGCAGCUGCAGUCGGCUCACUCCCAGGCCAUCGGUGCCCCCAAGAUCCCCUCGGUAUCCUGGCACGAUGUGGGCGGGCUGCAGGAGGCGAAGAAGGAAAUUCUGGAGACCAUCCAGCUCCCUCUAGAGCACCCUGAGCUUCUGAGCCUGGGCCUGCGGCGCUCAGGCCUCCUGCUCCAUGGGCCCCCAGGCACUGGCAAGACCCUCCUGGCCAAGGCAGUAGCCACUGAGUGCAGCCUCACCUUCCUCAGUGUGAAGGGGCCAGAGCUCAUCAACAUGUAUGUGGGCCAAAGUGAGGAGAAUGUACGGGAAGUGUUUGCCAGGGCCAGGGCGGCAGCUCCAUGCAUUAUCUUCUUUGACGAACUGGACUCCUUGGCCCCCAGCCGGGGGCGAAGUGGAGACUCUGGAGGGGUGAUGGACAGGGUGGUGUCUCAGCUCCUGGCGGAGCUGGAUGGGCUCCAUAGCACUCAGGAUGUGUUUGUGAUCGGAGCCACCAACAGGCCAGACCUCCUGGACCCUGCCCUUCUGCGGCCUGGCAGAUUUGACAAGCUGGUGUUUGUGGGGGUGAGCGAGGACCGUGCCUCCCAGCUCCGUGUUCUGAGCGCCAUCACACGCAAAUUCAAGUUGGAAUCCUCUGUGAGCCUGGUGAACGUGCUGGACCACUGCCCUCCCCAGCUGACGGGUGCAGACCUCUACUCCCUCUGCUCUGAUGCCAUGACAGCUGCCCUCAAACGAAGGGUUCAGGAUCUGGAGAAAGGGCUGGAGCCUGGGAGCUCAGUGCUGCUACUCACCAUGGAGGACCUACUGCAGGCUGCCACCCGGCUGCAGCCCUCCGUCAGCGAGCAGGAACUGCUCCAGUACAAGCGCAUCCAGCGCAAGUUUGCUGCCUCCUAGGAGCCUCCUACAGUCCCGGACCCGACCCUGCCCGCAGUGCUGAAGGUACCUAGACAUCUGCAGAGACCUGAGACAGCAAAGAGCUCUUUCUCAGGCUGCUGCCAACUCCUCUGAAGGCUGCCUACCUCCAGGAGAUCCCCCGGGUGCCAAGUGGGGGAGCCCUGAGAGAGUUCAGGAGGCACCCUCUGUCCAUUUUUCCAGACCAGCCCCAAGACCGAGGCCUCUCUGCUUAGGAAGAGGGGUGGGAGCCUAGAGUUCUGGGAACUGGGCCUGGAGGGAGCCUGGUCUGUGGCUGAAAAUAAAGUGUAUGCUGCCCUCUG
Molecule: messenger RNA, 4392 nt
Organism: Phyllostomus hastatus (greater spear-nosed bat)
Lineage: Eukaryota; Metazoa; Chordata; Mammalia; Chiroptera; Phyllostomidae
Gene: PEX6
Product: peroxisomal biogenesis factor 6
Exons: 17
Coding region: 1130-4072 (980 amino acids)
Biological process (GO): protein import into peroxisome matrix
Cellular component (GO): cytosol; peroxisomal membrane
Molecular function (GO): ATP hydrolysis activity; ATP binding
Source: RefSeq, a predicted model, not a curated record